This is a messenger RNA of Toxotes jaculatrix (banded archerfish), 954 nucleotides long. Its product is annotated as olfactory receptor 52E8-like. NCBI's taxonomy places the organism in Eukaryota, Metazoa, Chordata, Actinopteri, Toxotidae. Gene Ontology annotation, biological process: G protein-coupled receptor signaling pathway. The record is from RefSeq and is a predicted model, not a curated record. Gene Ontology annotation, cellular component: membrane. The annotation marks the transcript as partial. Gene Ontology annotation, molecular function: olfactory receptor activity; G protein-coupled receptor activity. The transcript has 2 exons.
AUGAAACACACUAAUAUUACAAAUAUAAAAGACUUCAUCAUCAUUGGAUUCCCUGGACUUCCACCUGAGUAUUAUGGACCAGUGUCUGUUCUUCUUUUCCUUGUUUACCUUGCUAUUGUGAGUGGAAAUGCUUUGAUUUUGACGGUUAUUAUGUAUGAGCGGACUCUUCACAAACCAAUGUACCUGAUCUUUUUUCACCUUGCAAUGACAGACAUCACAUUUGGGACCGUGACACUACCAAAAAUCAUUUCCAGAUAUUGGUGGAAUGACAUGAUAUCUUCAUUUGGAGCCUGCUUUACACAAAUGUAUUUUGUCCAUUCUUUGGGAGCUAUUCAUUCUUUAAUUUUGCUUAUUAUGGCUUUGGAUCGUUUUGUUGCCAUAUGGCUUCCUUUCCGAUAUCCCGUUUGGAUUACAAAUAAAACAGUUAGUAUUGCUUGUAGCCUGUGCUCGGUUUUCACAUUUAUACGUAUGAUGGGGAUUGUGCUCCACGCUUUAACUUUGCCUUACUGUAACCUAAAUGUAAUCAUGCAGUGCUACUGUGAUCAUAUAUCAAUAACUCAGCUGGGAUGUGGUGAAAAUGUUGCAUAUGUUAAAAAUGUUGCACUUGCAAAUGCCUUGGUCAGUCUCUUGGUUCCAUUAACAUUUAUCAUUUGUUCUUACUUCUCUAUUAUCAUAGCUGCUCUGAAAAUGUCUCAUACUGAGACGUGCCACAAAGUCAUGUCCACCUGUGCUCCUCAGAUCUUUAUUACCUGCCUUUAUUAUGUGCCAAGAUGUUUCGUUUAUCUCUCUCACAACCUGGGAUUCAGUUUUAGUACUGAUGCUCGUAUUAUUAUAACAAUGAUAUAUAGCCUCAUACCUGCUGCAGUUAAUCCAUUGAUAUACUGCUUCAAGACUAAGGACAUUAAAAGAGCUUUGAUGCAGAGGCUCUUUCUCAGGUUGUCUCAGAAUGUUGAU